AUGCUCCUCCAACGCCUCGGACUGCGUGCCCUCCGGCCAACCCGGCCUAUGAUGAGGGCGCGGGCAUACGCGACAUCCCGGCCCCCACCCUCACCCAACGACGAGCCAGUCCGCGGCCAGGAACCGCCCCUUCCCACCGAGGCGACACCGCAGGACGCAACUGUGCCGCCGAUGUAUCCCAACGCCCCGCCCGUGCGGGGCGAGCAGCCGCCUCUCCCCACGGAGGAAGACAGUUCCGCAAGCGCGGCUGCUCCUCUGGCUGCGAGCGGUCAGGCAGCCCCAGCUCACGAAGCUACCUGGGGCCAGGAGUCGCCGCUCCCAACACCUUCGACGGCCAAGGAUGACACGGUCUACCCACGUACGCCGCCAGAGCCACCUCGCGGACAAGAGCCGCCCCUCCCAGGAGAAGCCGUGCAGGCACCGUUCACGGCGGCGCCUGUCGCACCUGUGCGCCAGGAACAACCUCCCCCGCCGCCCGCUCAGUCCCAGAAGCAGGCCCCGCCGCCCGCUCAGCCGCAGGAGCAGGCCCCGCCACCUCCGCCGCCCCCGCCGCGCAAGAAGCGGGCGUCCACAAAAAUGCUCCUCGUGUUCUUCCUAGGAGGUGUACUCGGUUUCGCUUACGUGCCGUGGUACCGGAGAGUGAAGCAAGAGUCACAGGCACUCGAGGCGAUUCUUGUUGAGCGCGAACGGGCUGGGGAGAAAUACAUUGAGGGCCAGAACGCGCGCGGACAGUACAUUCUCAAAUCGAAUCCAGAAACGUCGAAGCGUGAGGUGUAG
Molecule: messenger RNA, 777 nt
Organism: Cutaneotrichosporon cavernicola
Lineage: Eukaryota; Fungi; Basidiomycota; Tremellomycetes; Trichosporonales; Trichosporonaceae
Exons: 3
Coding region: 1-777 (258 amino acids)
Source: RefSeq, a predicted model, not a curated record